This is a messenger RNA of Myotis brandtii (Brandt's bat), 598 nucleotides long. Its product is annotated as lithostathine. Gene Ontology annotation, molecular function: oligosaccharide binding; peptidoglycan binding; signaling receptor activity. The coding region runs from base 71 to 598 and encodes 175 amino acids. Gene Ontology annotation, biological process: antimicrobial humoral immune response mediated by antimicrobial peptide; response to peptide hormone; positive regulation of cell population proliferation. The transcript is spliced from 6 exons. The record is from RefSeq and is a predicted model, not a curated record. Lineage: Eukaryota; Metazoa; Chordata; Mammalia; Chiroptera; Vespertilionidae.
UAUAAAAGCCAAGUCUUUUCUGACCUGACCAACCAUCCAGCUGCCUGCAAACAGUCACAGACAUUGUACAAUGCUGCCUCCCAUGGCCCUGCCCAGUGUGUCCUGGAUCCUGUUCUCCUGCCUGAUGCUCCUAUCGCAGGUGCAAGGUGAAGAGUCCAAGAAGGAACUUGAAGCUCUACCGAGCAAUUGUCCCGAAGGCUCCUAUUACCAUCGCUUCUACUGCUAUGCUUUGUUUAUGACACCAAAAUCCUGGUCUGACGCAGAUAUUGCCUGCCAGAAGCGACCCUCGGGAUUCCUCGUGUCUGUGCUCAGUGGGGCUGAAGCAUCCUUCUUGGCCUCUCUGGUGAAGAGAAAUUCGAACACCUGCCCAAACGUCUGGAUUGGGAUUCAUGAUCCCACACAGGGCUAUGAACCCAAUGCAGGUGGAUGGGAGUGGAGUAAUAAUGAUGUGAUGGAUUACAGUGCCUGGGAGAGAAAUCCUGCCACCAUUUCAAAACCGGGCUACUGCGGGAGCCUGUCCCAAAGCUCAGGAUAUCUGAAAUGGAAAGAUUAUAACUGUAACCAGAAGUUACCCUAUAUCUGCAAGUUCAAGAAUUAG